Messenger RNA from Ambispora leptoticha, 582 nucleotides. Lineage: Eukaryota; Fungi; Glomeromycota; Glomeromycetes; Archaeosporales; Ambisporaceae. The record is from the annotation of a GenBank genome assembly.
AUGCAAGCCAUAAAAUGUGUAGUAGUAGGCGACGGAGCAGUAGGAAAAACCAGUAUGCUAAUAAGUUACACGACGAAUGCCUUUCCUGGUGAAUACGUACCAACAGUAUUUGACAAUUACUCAGCGAAACCAAUGGUUGACGGGAAGCCCAUAAACCUGGGACUAUGGGACACAGCAGGCCAAGAAGACUACGACCGACUCCGUCCCCUGUCGUAUCCACAGACGGACGUUUUUAUAAUUUGUUUCUCGUUGGUAUGUCCAACGUCGUUUGAUAACGUAUUGAGUAAAUGGCUACCGGAGCUUAGUCAUUAUUCGCCGAAUGUACCGACUAUUUUGGUGGGCACGAAGCUGGAUCUGCGUGAGGAUAGGGAAACCAUUCUCAAGUUGCGACAGGAGGGUGGGGUGCCAAUCACGUAUGCACGGGGUGUACAGAUGGCAAAAGAUAUUUGCGCUGUAAAGUAUUUGGAGUGCUCAGCAUUAACGCAGAAAGGUUUAAACAAUGUGUUUGAUGAGGCGGUUCGUGCGGGACUUAGUACGCUUCCUAAACCACAACCAAAGUGCAAAUUAUGUACUAUAUUGUAA